AUGUUCACCAGUCGCGAUCUGCCGUCCUCAAGCCUGUCUUGUCUCGCGCUAUCGUCGUGGUGUCUUCUCACCUGCUUGCUCACUCUGACAACAGACGCUGCUGCCACUGAUGUUAGAAGCAAUGCUCACGCCGCACGCAUACACGAGACGAUGAACCAGAUCGCGAGAAAACGGCGGGAAAUUACAGACGUGGUUUCCAAAUCGGACAUGAAUAAACGAGGGUUCACGGAGGAGGAGAAAGACUCGAUUAUACACGUGCAUAACGCCUUCAGGAGUGUCGUGGAUGACCCUCCGGCCUCCAACAUGCGCGAAGUGAUCUGGGACGAGGCCAUCGCUAACUACUCCCAGGAAUGGGCAGACGGCUGCGGCGGACGCCACAGACUCACCCGUGACCUUGACCCCUGGGUCGGUAUGGGGGAGAACCUCAUGUUCAUUUGGGCUCCAGGCUACAACGAAGCCACAACCGUCCAAAACUGGUGGGAAGAAGGCUUUGACUAUACAUACGACACAGAGGCUUGCACCAACAGAAAUGGCUGUGGACACUAUGAGACGGUAAUGUGGGCGAAAACUCACCUCGUUGGCUGUGGUAUAAAAAGGUGCGAUGCUCUUGAAGCGUUCAAGUCAUUAGGACAAGCUUACUUCAUUGUUUGCAACUACAACGACAGGUUUCUGACCGCCUCCAAGCCGUAUGAGAAGGGAGCAGCGUGUUCGGCGUGCCCGGAUGAGGCGCCCGGAUGA
Aplysia californica (California sea hare) is the source of this 738-nucleotide messenger RNA. RefSeq names its product glioma pathogenesis-related protein 1-like. NCBI's taxonomy places the organism in Eukaryota, Metazoa, Mollusca, Gastropoda, Aplysiida, Aplysiidae. The transcript has 5 exons. The record is from RefSeq and is a predicted model, not a curated record. The coding region runs from base 1 to 738 and encodes 245 amino acids.